Messenger RNA from Pangasianodon hypophthalmus (striped catfish), 6128 nucleotides. RefSeq names its product nuclear factor, interleukin 3 regulated, member 5 (gene nfil3-5). The record is from RefSeq and is a predicted model, not a curated record. Gene Ontology annotation, cellular component: nucleus. The coding region runs from base 672 to 2066 and encodes 464 amino acids. Gene Ontology annotation, biological process: regulation of DNA-templated transcription; circadian rhythm. Gene Ontology annotation, molecular function: DNA binding; DNA-binding transcription factor activity. NCBI's taxonomy places the organism in Eukaryota, Metazoa, Chordata, Actinopteri, Siluriformes, Pangasiidae. The transcript is spliced from 3 exons.
GAACAAAAAACGUGACGAGGCGCGCGCAGCUUCUCCUGGCUCGUUACGCAACUACCGUGACCUACUAACACACAUCUGUGUGUGUGUGUGUGUGUGUGUGUGUGUGUGUGUGUGUGUGUCAGGGAGAGAGAAAGAGAAAGAAGCUGGAGCGACAUGAGCACGCGGGACUAGGAGGGAUUCACGAGACACCAUACAGGACCACACACACACACACACACACACACACACACACACACGCACUUACACGGGAAACGCGUUAAGUGUUCAAAGAAAAGAAAGGAGGGAGAGAGAGAGAGAGAGAGAGAGGGAGAGAGAGAGAGAGAGAGAGAGAGAGGAUACCGGAGGACAAAAACACACCUCACUGCAGCCAAACCGGCGCGCGAGACUGCUUCAUUCCGAUUAAUCAGGAUCGUGUGGAUCAGCUGCUUCAACAAACUGAAAUCAUCUCCCAAAUUCUAAAUCCCAAAUCCUAAAUCAUCUCCUAAAAAGCUGAAUGUUGUUGAAUUCCUCCUUCUCCUCCUCCUGAUCAGUGUGGACGUCUGAGCGUACAAACAGGAAAACAACCUCUGCGUUCCCCCGUGCAGAACUUCACAGAACCAGAGAACAGCUUGAGCUUCUUCAGGUCGUAUCCUGUCUUCAAUGUCACAAAGAACAGCUAACACAAGAGCACAAUGGAAAGUCGGAAUCAUCCCGUCCAAACCCCCGGCGCAGACUCGGAGGCACUGGAUGUGAUUCCGAAUGUAGGAAGCGAGAACGCGGCGUCGCCGCGAAUCACCAGCAGCGCUCGUCAAGGCCGAGUCGCCAAACCGAAACCCAACGUGAACUGCAGACGCAAGCGCGAGUUCAUUUCUGAGGAAAACAAAGACGCGUCGUAUUGGGAAAAACGCCGCAAGAACAACGAAGCAGCCAAGCGCUCGCGGGAGAAACGCAGACUCAACGACAUGGUGCUGGAGAACCGGGUGAUGGCCCUCAACGAGGAGAACCUUCGCUUGAAGAUGGAGCUUCUGCAGCUGAAGCUCAGGUUCGGGCUCAUCAGCGCCGCUUCCUACACGGAGAAAACACAACAAAUCAGCAACGCUGCUGAAAACAAGCGCACUUCUGAAAAUCUGCAGCUCCCGAGCGCUCACGUCCUGAUGAACUCGGACUCGUCGGAGACGGAGCAAAUUACUCAGAGUGAAGGUCAAGCGUCGUUACCCAAAUAUCCCUCCCGAGGAUCUCUGUCCGAUUUCUCAGACGGAUCGUCUUUGGACUGUCCUGAACCGGCAACUUAUGAUAUGAAGCGAGAAAGCGCAGGCGUUCACGCCGGCGUCAUCAACGGCAUCGCGAGCCGACAUCACGAUCGAGUGCAGAACCACCACGGCAACGUGCAAGAACAUCACGGUUCUCAUCAACCUGCUUCUAACCAGAGGAGCGUGAUUCUCUACAGCAGCGGCUCGUACGUCACGCAGAACCAAGCGGAUCCAAAGCAAACAGGAAGUGGUGAUCUACCAAGAGCGUACGCUUUAGAGACUCUCUCAGAAGUGGCUCAGCAGCUCGCGAGGGGAUCGCUGGACGUGCCGAAUUACCAUGACGCCGAAACUAAAGCAGAUGUUCACUACACCCUUCAAGACCAACAUCUCCUGGAUGAAGCUGAUCUCCAGUACCAGAACAUCUACCUCACUGAACCACCAGCGCUAACCUGCGAGGGCGAUCUGAGAGACGACAGGUUCUCGUCUUUGAGUAAGGACACGUCCUCGAGCGACGGAGAUCCUCACAGCUCAGACAAAGAAGCGUCCACUGAUGACGAGUCUCCAUCUUCUUCAUCCUCAGAAACCGGUCAGAGCUCGCACUCUGGUCAGAAUGGAGGAACCGUUAAAACAACAGCGUUACCGCACAAGCUGAGGCUGAAACACCGAGCCGUGGCUAACGAGGAUUCCACCUCCAACACUUCAGCCUCUUCAGCACUUCUGCAGUGUGGACGAAACCUCACCCAGAGCGCAGACGGACCUCCUGAACCUUCUCCAUGCAGAGGCAGCGUGAGGACAGGGUCAGGAUCACGAGGAGACAGGAAUAAGAAACGUGACUGAGAGGGUUCCUCUCAGCUUCAGAGCAGAGACUCAGAUCAUCUCCACUGGCUCGCUCAUCAGCGGUCUGUAUUUUUAAAAUUCUGUUAAAUCUCGGAACUUAUUUUUGGACGUUUUCUGUCUUCUGGAUUACGUCCCUGAAGGAGAUUUGGCCUGGUUCCUCACGCUGUAGCUUGGACCGUCAUGGUGUGAUGAUGUCACACGUUUAGAACUUGCUAAAAGCAAAGCUAAAGUGCACUACAGUCCUCAAAACCUUCAGCACUUCAUCUACUUCAGCACUACAGGAACACUCGCUCACCUUCACCCACGUCGCCCAAAAGCAUCAUGGGAAAAAAGUCGAGGGAAGAGACGACGAACAGAAUUUUAUCCGACCAGGAACAAACGAUUCACAUCUAGAUGAAGUGAGAAGUGAAUUAGAACGGAUCCUGCUGUCCAUCGAUCAACACUAAAAAGAUGUCAGUGAUAACACUAAUGCAUUCACACACACACACACACACACACACACACACACACACACAGAGCAGGGUGAGAAUUGAUUAUCAGCACUUACUCACACUAUUUUCCAAUAACGUUAAGUGUAAAGACUUUUUAUCGCAGUUUCACAGCGAUUUUUAUCAGAGUUACACGUUCCAGUGUUUAAGAUCUCGCACUUAAUCCUGCGUUCACGCUAACAGGUGACGAGUCACUCGCGUGAAACAACAGUGGCUCUAUAUCGCUUCUAAAGCUAACUAAAUACUAAUUAAGAUUAGCAAAGUGAGCUAACGGUAGUAGCUACGUGCGCUCAGACACCAGCCCUCUCUGCGACUUCCUUCCACACUUUACUUUCCCUCAUGACGUCACUCAACACAUUUAACGUGACAGGAGGAGAAGAAACCACGGCUGUACGUUUUUCUUGCAGUUUUGCGGGAACUAAUUGCAGCUAGUGAGCGGGGAACUAACGAAACGUCGGACCUCACGCUCCGUAGGAUCGGUCUGAGGAAUUAUCCGAGACGAUCGUUUGGAUUUGUCGUUUUUUUUUUUUUUUACAGAGUCAUAACGAAUUUGUGUAGAAAUGAGAAAUUCUCCGUUUAAAUGUCGCUGAAAUCGCAGCUCUGUGUCGGUAAUGUACGUGGAAAACGAACGCUCUGUCACUCGCGAGUGUGAACGCAGGGUUAGCGUUAGUCACUUAACUGAAACACGUUUCUCACAAAAAUUUGCACGAAUGCGUGGAUUCGGCUGUCACUAGGGGGCGAUAUCACUCUGUCACCGCGAUUUGUCCGUCCUGUAAACACACAAGCGCUAAAGUUACAGCUCAGAAAUGAAACAAUACAGAAAACUCCGAACUCCUGAAAGCAGAAUGUGUUUGGGUUUAAGCGUAAAAUUUUCACCUCCCGUGUUUUUCUUUUUUAAACACAAAACGUAAAUGUUUGUUAUACAUUACAAACUUCACGCUAAUUUUAAACCUAAUUAAGAUUCAAAAGCAUUUAAAAAAUUUAAAUUUAAUAAACUUCUAAAAGGUAUUUCACGGCCGAGUAUACGAUGUUGUAUUUAAAUAUUUUAAAGAAUCGCGGCAAGAAAUUAAAUCCUUUUUAUUGUUUCCUUUUAAAAAUCCCGAUGCACAAAUAUCACGAUUUUAUCGUAUUCCUGAUUAACAGCACUUACAGCACUGGCACCUAAAUGAUAAAGUCGGUUAGUAAAAUUCUCUUUUUUGGUAGUUCUGAGUGAAAUUUACAUCUUGAACAUUUUAAAUAACGCAGUUUAAAGAUGAAACUCAGCGUCUGUAAAAACAGUAAUGUGUGUGAUGUUUGUACGAUCUGGAGAUACGAUCACUCCGAAAAUUUUAUUUAUUUUCACUCCAAAUGUUUCUUCUGUUAAAUUUAGCACCAAAGACACAGAGUUUCAGUGUCAUGUGACGUUUCUGCCACACACACGUUCUGCACUGUAAAAUACUGUAAUAAUAAUAAUAAUAAUAAUAAUAAUAAUGUUUUUUAGAGAACAAAAACACUAAAAUCAGCGCUCUAUCCCUUUACACUUUGUCUUAAUGCUGGAAUUUGGUUUUUUAGUGUCUUAUAAUUCAUUUAAAUCUGUAUUUUGUUUAUUUUAUUUUUGGUCUUGUCUCGUUAUAAACACUUUGUGGGCAUCAUGAUGGUGUCUGAGCCGUGAGGUUCAUGUGACACGACUAAAACCAGCCUCCUGUAAGAUAAAACUGUGAAUAAUAAUAAAAGAAGAAGAAUCACUUUUACAUGCUUUAAAGUAAGAUAACGUAAAACUGUACCGGAUUUCAUCAGCAUGACUUUAUCUAAAAUGUACAACUUAAAGUCAGGACAGGAUCAAAAUCUGAGGUUCCAUUUAUAUUCGGACUGAAUAUCAACGUGUCCACAAACGUAAAGAAGAAAAUAAAUCAUACUCGUGUCUGGUUUUGAAGAUUUGUAGCCGAAAGUGACGUCACGCUGCGUUAAAACUACAGCUACAGUCCGACUGGUUUAGUGUCGAAAAUAGUUUGUGCCUGAUUUCUGGUCGUAUUUGUAGACAGAAGCGGCUCCGUUAACAGAGUUUAAUACAAAUAGCAACAAAAUUCAGAAUGAAAACAAUUUAAAAAAGUCAUCUUACCUGCACACGGGAAUAUCAGAAUAUCAAUUUGAAGAAAAACUCACCCUUUAAUUAGAGAAAGUAAAGCAGGUGGAUCUCACACAGGUGUGUAAUGUUCAGGUGACCUCUUGUGGUCAGAAGGAGAAGUGCAGCUCGUUCAGUUCCCUGUGAUGUCACUCUGAAUCCCACUGCUGCUGAGUGCUGCACUCUGAUUGGUCAGAAGGUGUUGAUUAAUUCUCUAUAACAGCAGCUCUGACAGUAGCGCAGGUUUAUAUUAAUGCACUCUUUCUGAUACCUUAUUGUUUCCAUAGUAACAGCUCAUUCACAGGGACGUGUACAGCGGACGCUCCACUGAUGAUAAACAGAAUAACACGUGUAAUCGCUGAUCUGUAAGGAGAUGUGUAACGUUUAUGGAAGGAGUCUCCAGUGUCAGCGCUUUGUAACAGUCAGAGGUAAAGCUGGAACUUUAAGUUUUCCGAUGUCUUCAGGACAGAGGAGUUUACGCUUCUUUGCGGUUUCUCAGUAACAUGCGGAACAAGCUGCGAUUAUUUUCUCUUAUUAACUUGAAGAGAGAGAAUAAAGAGACGCUGGUGAGGGAACGAGUGUUUAUAGCUGCUAUAACGUAAGUGACGUGUGCAGUUCGAACACAAUUAAGAUCUACGAUGAUUCUAUCAGAGCUGAUAUCUGAGCCUCUCGUCUCCAAAAUACACUACACUCAGUAAAAUACACGGGUUUGAGAUGCACAAAUGUAAAGAUUUUAAAGUUGGAUAUCAGUUAAAGUGCACGUGCUGUUCAUGAGCUUGGACAGAAAUAUAACAGCAGGGGGCGUGUCCUAACACUGUUUAUAAACAAUGAAAGGAAUGAAAGGAACGACUGUUUAUAGCUGCUAUAACGUAAGCGAGAACAGAAACUUCUUUCACUCACAUUCCACAACAUUAAACGUAACUAUAAAUGGAUAAAAACUGACAUGUUGUUCUUUAAUAAAUAAAUUGUAGUUGCUGGUAAAUUGCUGUGGUGUAAGAGGAAUAAAACACUCGAGGACGUGCCGUUAAAGGAAACUAAUCAACCUGGAGUGAUGGCAGUAACUGCGCUUCACCUGAAGUUGAUUAUUUUACUAAAACGUUACAACAUGAAGUGGUUUAUUUAUUAUUUAUAACAUUUCAACAAACAAACCAGCACCAGAACUCAGUAAAUAUGAGCGGUCUGAUUUGAUUUAUUUCAUCGUGCGGAAUCUGUUUACUGAAACACGAUGAGAAAUCAGACACAAACACUAACGUGGAUCUGUUCCAGUUUGUAAAGUUUUAUACGUGACUAAGACAAAUACUGCACUGUUUAAUCGACCGAGAGGAGAAACGAGAGAGGACAGUUUGUCCUGACGCUUUCACUACCUCAGCAAACUCACACUGAAGCGUGUGACGUGUUUAAAGUGAGUUUUAUCCACUUUACAUGCAGCUUAGAGCCGAUUCACAUCAAUAAAAUAAAAUAAAAUAAAAUAAA